GGUCCCUCAGAUGUCCAAUUUAGAAAAAGAAGAGGAGAAACGGGCAGUAGAUAAAGGGGCAUUUCUAAAAUAUUUUGGAUCAUCCCAUGCCACUGGUCAUGAUGAGCCAUCAUCUACCCCCUCAGCUUCUGGAAUGUUCUCAGUGCCUCAGGAUGAGGAGCUGCCAUCUACCUCCUCAGAUACACAGACCUCCGGAAUGGUCUGGACACUUGAGGAACAGCCACCAUUUAUGUCCUCAGAGACAGUGUCUCCACUAGUGUCUGAUACUGAGGAUGAAGACUGGUUUGCUUCAACUUCUCCCCAACAGGAGGAUCCUUCAGAAAUUCCUGCUGCUGAACCCCCUCUGAGUCCCACUGCUGAGUAUGAGCCUCUGUCAGUUGACCCUGCCCAUUGGCCCUCAUUGGCCCUUCGCAGAGGACCAAAUUGUUCUCUACCUCGUGUGUGACUAUCCAGCAGUUUUUCCUGCCUGAACCUUGAUCCUGAUCCUGACUGUCUCUGACCUGCCCCGCCUGCUGCCUGGAUAUCCGCCUGCCUGCCUGUCUGUCUGACCACGUUUGCCUGUCUGCUUCCUGGUAACCCACCUGCCUUCGUCUGACCUCAUCUCUCUGCCUGUUCCCCAGUUGACCUACCUGCCUUCCGUCCCUGACCACAUCUCCUG
Sphaeramia orbicularis (orbiculate cardinalfish) is the source of this 658-nucleotide messenger RNA. RefSeq names its product GBF-interacting protein 1-like. The transcript has 4 exons. The record is from RefSeq and is a predicted model, not a curated record. Bases 11 to 445 code for a protein of 144 amino acids. Lineage: Eukaryota; Metazoa; Chordata; Actinopteri; Kurtiformes; Apogonidae.